Molecule: messenger RNA, 3896 nt
Organism: Labrus mixtus (cuckoo wrasse)
Lineage: Eukaryota; Metazoa; Chordata; Actinopteri; Labriformes; Labridae
Gene: susd6
Product: sushi domain containing 6
Exons: 7
Coding region: 300-1460 (386 amino acids)
Source: RefSeq, a predicted model, not a curated record
GCGAGAGCGAGGCAGCUGCUGGUAGAGUUCUCACAGCGAGUGUUUCCGCACACCUAGAAGAAAAGAGCCCGAGAGAGCAGACCGAGGACGAGGAAACAGCAGGGCAGCCCUGACGGAACUACACGACGAAAAACAUUACAUUUUGUGUGUGUGUGUGUGUUAUUUUCCCCCACAUUCUCGUCUGGGUGUCUACGUUGCACGGCCUUUAAUGCCUCUAAUGUGAAAGGAGAGGAGGGCUCGCUGGUAACCUUUGCGUCGGUUAAGCCGUAGAGGACUCUCGCUGGUCGCUGGAGGAAAAGAUGUGCGAUGGAAUGGUAGCGUUUCAGACGAGAGCCCUGUCCUCUUCCUCCUCUUCUCCUCUAGCCCACAGGCUGGCUGCCUCCGCGCUUCUCCUCCUCUUCACCCUGCUCCCUCAUGGUCACGCAUCAGGUUGUGCGAGGCCGCCCGGCGUGGAGCACGGAGACCUGCUGAACCAGACCGAAGCCAACCGGGGCUCCUUUCCCCCCGGCACCCUGCUGACUUAUGGCUGUGAACCGGGCUACAGUGCAGAUGGACCCACAAGCAUCAUUUGCACCAGCGCUGGAGCCUGGUCCCCUCAACCUCCAGGCUGUGUCAGAAGCAGUGUGUGUUCACCCCCAACUGAACCAGAGAACGGGGGCUACCGCUGUCACCCGUCUCCCUGCCACCGCCUCACCCAGAAGACCGUCAUCGAGUACUUCUGUGAUGAGGGCUUCGCUCUUAAAGGAGACUACAAGUUCCUCACCUGCCAGAACGGGGAGUGGGACGGGCCAAUGCAGAUUAGCUGCAGGCUCACACAAGACAAGGAGCCGAGCUCGCCGCUGGGUAUACCAGCUCUUUCUAUCGUGACAUCCACCGCCAGUUCUGUGGCACUCAUCCUGCUUUUAGUUGUGCUGUUUGUUCUUGUGCAGCCCAAACUCAAGUCCUUCCAUCACAGCAGAAGGGAGCAGGGAGUCUCGGGCCAGUCCGGCUCCAUCAUGGUGGAGGGCGUCCAGGUGACACUUCCCUCUUAUGAAGAGGCAGUAUAUGGAAGUGGCGGGCCCUGUGGCUCCUCCGGUCCUCCUCCUUCUCCGUCACCCCCUCCUGCUCCUCCAGAGUCUCGUGUUCCCAUCGUGCUGUCUGAGGGUCUUCCUCAGGGAGCCACAGGAGGCCAAGGCCCCAGCAGAACCCACCACCACAGAGACUUUGACUUCUGUCUCCCAUCCACGUCCUCUUCAUCGUCCUUCUCAUCCCGCCGUCAAGCAGAGACGGUGCUGGUUCAUGAGGCCCCAUCCUCCUCCUCUUCUUCUUUAUCAUCAUGGGCUAGAGAGCACCCUGGGGGUGCGUGCGCAGGCCCCCUACCUCUCCGUAGAGACUCCGAGAGCAGCGACCAGCACAGUCUGCUUUCUGUCACCUCUACAGAUGAUUUUUCUGAUGAUAUUCCUCUGCUGAAGGAAGCAUGAAGCCUGCCAGCCUGCUAUCAGCAUCAGCAGCAGAGGCCCCCCGUUCCCCAAUCUCUCUCUGCUGACCAGGACUGACUGUGGCUGUCAACCCACUUCCCCCUGACUUCCCUUCAGCAGAGAAAAAGACUAGAACUUUGUUCAUCACCCCAUGCAACCUCUUCUGCCAUCGCUGCCCAUGCAGAGCAAAACCAACUACCGAAACUCACAAGCAAUGAUGGAGCACCACUGGACCCAGCUGCUGGUUCAAACUGCAGACAAACAAAGUGGUGCCAGCUUAACGUAAAUCCUGUAGAUCCGAUGUAUAUGAGUAAAACACACACUGAGUUAAGGUUGUGUACCAUAGGCUUUGUGUUACUAUACACUUGCCUACUCCCAGGUGUAGUUCUCUAUAUUACCAUCGCUCACAGAGGCUUCAUGGGAGAAGGCAAUAGCAACCGAGACACCUCGACUCUGUCUGGGAUUACUGCAGAUAAAAAAGAUAAAUAUGAAAUAACUUGUGAUGUUAGCUCCUGAAGCCGCGGCGCUCAGAAUCUGAAUUGUCUUCCCGCUGUACUUGAAAAGUUGUGAGUGGCGGCUGGGUUAUUUUUUUAAUAUUCUUUUUUUUUUCUUUUUUUUUUGGUGAAUGCUGCAUGUUGUUUUGAGUUAUUGCUGUCACAGCACGGUGGACCCACUCUGAAUGAAGCAUGAAGCCUCCUCUGCCUCUCACUCUCUCUUUCUCUCUUGCUGUCUGUGUUUCCGGGGUGGCGUCUAGCAUAUGGAUUAGUGGGAUCGAGAACCACUUCACAGGAGCUAAAAGCAGGAUGCAGCGUUUGACGGAGCACCGUGUCACCACUAUAUAAAGACCUGCUCCUUUCUCUUUUCCGUUGCCAGCUGCACCGUGACUGUGGAAGGUGCUUCUUCUGUCGCAUGACUGGGAUUGAUUGGCGUUUUGGUUCCAGGGAUGUGCAAUGAGUCUUACCUGAAUAAACCAAGGGAGACAUAUUGUCAUAUUCUGAGUGCAAGCUGAGAAGAGGGUUGUCUUUUAACAUGGUGAUUGGGCACGUGACUGAAAACUUAAGGCGUUUUUUUUCUUUUUUUUUCUUCACACUCUAUUUAUUGUUUGGUGUUUGGCUCAGUUUGCUGAAUCUGAGUGCAUGUGUGUGCGUGUGUGUGCAUCUUUGUGUGUCAGCCAUUUUCUGACUUGCCUGUCCUCAGAUCAGAGACUGGCCUCACAAUGUCCCCGUCUUACACCACAGGAAAAUUCUCCCUCCAGCACUGAAUAAGUCACAUGAACAAACCAGCGUCACUUCAGGCAACUGGUCCACCACACAAUGUGUGUAUUAUUCAUCUGCUCUCCAGCUAGAAUAUUUAUCAUUUUCUGCUGAAUGGCUGGAAAACACGAGUCCUAUCAGAGGAAAUGGCUCUCGCCCACCUUCACACUGUACCGAAGACUCUCCACUUUUGUGCAUUAUUGACACGGCUGCAACUGGUUGCAGUGACACGAUGAAAAAAGUUUUUGUUAUAUAGCACCCCCCACCCCCGCCACAUACACUCACUUACCCUCCUCACGUCAAGUGCAGACUUAAGAGAGAAUGGUGUUAUUUUGUUAGAAAUCAUCCUCUGUUUCCAUCACCACUUGAAAAGCUCCGGUGGUUGAGCUGGUCACUUUGGAAACAGCAUGACUCUGGAGGAUCCCGGGAAUUACUUUUCAAGCUUUGCUGCUCAGAGAAAAAGAAAAGCUCAAACAGAACAACCCAUCUGAAAUUCUGUUCUCAGUUUUAGUUGGUAUUUGUGGCUGUCUGUCAAUGUCAACGGCUACAUUAUUAAUGCAAACAAUGUUGCCUUAGACCUGUACAUUUUCUUUUCUUUCAUUUUUUGUUUUUGUUUCGGGGACUGGGGGUGUAUAAUCUAAAUACUCUGCGUUGGUUGCUUUACAGUAUUGCAACGUGUUCUGUUUUCCCAAUGGCCUUACUCUGUUCUUUUCUAUUCUAUGCAUAAGACUGUCUUUGUGUAUUUAUCAAUGAGUUUACUUUUGUUGUGGACACAGCUAAACGAAUGUCCAAUCCUUCUCUGUGCUCCCCUUUCCAGCUACUGUGAUGAUGAUGAGGAUGAUGAGGAUGAUGAGGAUGAUGAUGAACCUAUAAGCACCUAUAUUUCACUUUUCUUUUGCUUAUUUUGCUACAAGGCAUUAACAUAUGAUGGGUUUGAAAGGAAUAAAAAAAGAACAUAAAUGAACUUUGCGUUUAGAAGCACUGUUGUACGGUGUUGCCUCCCAGAAAAUAACUGGUUAAAAAAAGUACACAUCUUGAUUCUUACUUUCAAUGCUUCUCAGCUUUGGUUUUUCCUCUGUACAUGGCAGUGGGUGUGAAGAUAGUAAUUUAAUAUUUGUACAAAGUUUAAUUUAAUUUUACAGUGUGUAUAUAACUUUCUAAUUAAAGCUUUCUUUUGAAUGUGGAA